Xenopus tropicalis (tropical clawed frog) is the source of this 6751-nucleotide messenger RNA. RefSeq names its product ABL proto-oncogene 2, non-receptor tyrosine kinase (gene abl2). Gene Ontology annotation, molecular function: ATP binding; transferase activity; magnesium ion binding. The transcript is spliced from 11 exons. The record is from RefSeq and is a predicted model, not a curated record. NCBI's taxonomy places the organism in Eukaryota, Metazoa, Chordata, Amphibia, Anura, Pipidae. The coding region runs from base 350 to 3652 and encodes 1100 amino acids. Gene Ontology annotation, cellular component: cytoplasm; actin cytoskeleton; cytoskeleton. Gene Ontology annotation, biological process: regulation of cell motility; regulation of cell adhesion; signal transduction.
UUUGGGGCGUUGCUGGAAUCAGCCGAAGUGGGCGCUGUAGAUUUUCGUCAUGGGACCCAGGAGGCGCACUGCCUAAUUUCUCUAGCUUCUCGAUGAUUAAGAUGGCGGCGGCCUGGGCUGCGGCUGAGGCGCGGAGCCAGAGCUUGUGACUGUGGGAUUGCUAAGCCGCAGCCCGGCUGUGACUCGGAACUGUAUUAUCUUGGGCGAGUCGGAAAGGAGGAAAUAUUUUCUGGCUUGGGGGAACCGGACGUAAACCUGUUAGCAACGAGAGGGAUGUGACCGGCCUGCCUUGGGCCAUCCCGGUGGGGGCGGCUGCAGUGGUGGGGAGGCAGCUUACUAAAGGCCGGGGAUGGGCCAGCAGGUAGGCCGCGUCGGAGGUGAAGCACCUAGUGCUCAACAGCCGCACAGAGGAGCCAGAGGCAGCGGAACCAAGCCAAGCGCACAUGUGGGAAACAUAGCAGCAACCAGCAGCCGGAGAAGGGAAGCGACAGGCAGAACCAACCCAGAGACUGGAUUUAACAUUUUUACACAGCACGAAGCACUACAUCGUCCUUAUGGCAGUGACUCUGAACCACAGGCUCUUACUGAUGCUAUCCGCUGGAGUUCCAAGGAGAAUCUUUUGGGAGCCACAGAAAGUGAUCCCAAUCUCUUUCUUGCCCUUUAUGAUUUUGUUGCCAGUGGCGACAACACACUAAGCAUCACCAAAGGGGAAAAGCUCCGUGUCCUGUGCUACAACCAGAAUGGGGAAUGGUGUGAAGUACUGUCUAAGAAUGGGCAGGGUUGGGUGCCAAGCAAUUACAUAACUCCUGUCAACAGCCUGGAAAAACACUCAUGGUAUCAUGGACCCGUGUCUCGGAGUGCUGCAGAGUACCUGCUCAGCAGCCUUAUUAAUGGUAGUUUUCUGGUGCGUGAAAGUGAGAGUAGUCCUGGUCAGCUCUCCAUAUCGCUACGCUAUGAGGGCCGUGUUUAUCACUACCGCAUUAACACAGCUUCCGAUGGGAAGGUGUAUGUCACAGCAGAGAGUCGAUUCAACACUUUAGCUGAACUAGUUCACCAUCAUUCUACUGUGGCUGAUGGCCUUGUUACUAUUCUUCACUACCCGGCACCGAAAUGUAACAAGCCCACAGUUUAUGGAGUGUCCCCUAUCCAUGAUAAAUGGGAAAUGGAACGUACUGAUAUCACUAUGAAGCACAAGUUAGGUGGAGGCCAGUAUGGCGAAGUGUAUGUUGGUGUCUGGAAAAAAUACAACCUUACAGUAGCUGUCAAAACACUUAAGGAAGACACUAUGGAAGUGGAGGAGUUUCUGAAGGAAGCAGCAGUAAUGAAGGAAAUUAAACACCCCAACCUAGUGCAACUUCUGGGUGUUUGCACACUGGAGCCCCCAUUUUACAUAGUAACUGAAUACAUGCACUAUGGGAACCUUCUAGACUAUUUACGUGAAUGUAAUAGGGAAGAGGUGACUGCUGUUGUGCUACUUUACAUGGCCACUCAGAUCUCCUCUGCAAUGGAAUAUCUGGAAAGAAAGAAUUUUAUCCAUCGGGAUUUGGCUGCACGAAAUUGUCUUGUGGGGGAAAAUCAUGUGGUGAAAGUAGCGGACUUUGGACUGAGCCGCCUUAUGACUGGUGAUACGUAUACAGCACAUGCUGGUGCUAAAUUCCCAAUUAAAUGGACUGCUCCAGAAAGUUUGGCAUAUAAUACAUUCUCCAUAAAAUCAGAUGUUUGGGCGUUUGGGGUACUUCUAUGGGAAAUUGCAACCUAUGGAAUGUCACCCUAUCCUGGUAUAGACCUUUCUCAAGUGUAUGACUUGUUAGAGAAGGGAUAUCGCAUGGAACAGCCAGAAGGGUGUCCUCCCAAAGUGUACGAGCUCAUGAGAGCAUGCUGGCAGUGGAAUCCAUCAGACAGGCCAUCUUUUUCAGAGACUCAUCAAGCUUUUGAGACCAUGUUUCAUGAUUCAAAUAUUAAUGAGGAGGUAGCAGAAGAGCUAGGACGCACAGCUGUUACUUCAUCAUCAGUUUCAUAUCAAUGCCGGCUCCCCAUGCUGCCCUCAAAAUCUCGCACCUUAAAGAAAAAGGCAGAGAACAAGGAGAACAUUGAAGGCACAGGGGAUUCCUCAGACAACUCUACUUCCAGUUCUACACCAGGAUUGCUUCACGGUUCUCCUGUAGCCAGUGGCUCUCCUGCACUUCCACGCAAACAGAGGGAUAAAUCCCCAAGCAGCCUUUUGGGGGACACCAAGGAAACAACCUUCACCCGUGACCGUAAAGGGGGAUUCUUCAGUUCUUUCAUGAAGAAAAAAAGUGCCCCACAGCCCCCAAAACGCAGCAGUUCAUUUCGAGAAAUGGAAAACCAACCUCAUAAAAGGCCAGAGCUGACAGGAGAACUCCCUUCAUUUCAACAGCUUGAUAGUUUAGACUCCCCUGCAUCCCCUGGUUCCCAUAAAUGCUAUGGUGGUGGAUCACAACGUAGUUUUCCACCAGAAGAUGUCAUAGGAGGAAUAGGAGGAGGCUGGACUGGAAUUUCUGGUUUUUUUACUCCACGUCUUAUCAAAAAGACUUUUGGACUGCGAACAGGAAAGUCAGGAAGCAGUGGGGAGGAACCCAAACCUUUUCCCCGGUCUAAUUCAACCUCUUCAAUGUCUCCUGCGGUUCCUGAACAAGACAGGCUGUCUAUGACUCUGCCCAGAAAUUGCCAUCGGACUAAGGUCCAAUUGGACCGUACCACCUCCAUUUCCUCACAGCCUGAAGAGAGCCAGCAUGACCUUCAAAGGAGUGGAUUAGAGAUUCAGCCAGUCAGGGACAGGGUAAAGCCCAAGAUGCUUCCACGAACUGGUGUUAGUGAGAGAAAUGGUGGUUUGCGAACUGGUGCAGAUGAGAAGUCAUCACCCAAUAAGCACACAGGAGGUGCAACUUCAGCCUUUUCUACAGCAGCCCACAACCACAAGGUGCCCGUUCUCAUUUCACCAUCACCAAGGAAUGCAUCUACUGAGGUGCAACUGGUUGGGAUGGACUCCCUGGGUCACACCUUCAAAUUGCUUCAGGAACACGUCCCACCAACUGGCUCUGAGAGGGAUAGGCCUUCUCAUCGCCGGCUUAAGCCAAAGUGUGCCCCACCACCUCCCCCAAACCUGCGCCUUCUUCAGCCUCCACAAGCUGAGGACACAGCCACUGCUGCACCUACACUACCUUGCUUGGAAAGGACGACUAAGCCUUCUAGGCCUAUGUUACCCCCUCCGCCUUCUGUUAACCAGACAGGAAAGCUCUCAAAUGGAGCAGCUGGGGUUGGAAGAAGUGUGCUGAGGAAGCCAAAGCAGCCAACGGAGAGGGUUCCUGCUGAAAAAAUAAGCAAAGAGGCUCUUCUUCAGUGUGCAGGGUUGCUAUCCGAUGCCCUCGCUUUACCCCAACCCAACAGUCAACUUGUAGAUACAGGACAUCAACUUCUGGACUAUUGUACAGGUUAUGUGGACUCUAUCUCCCAAACAAGAAAUAAAUUUGCCUUUCGUGAGGCUGUCAGUCGACUGGAGGUGAGCUUACAGGAACUGCAGGUGUCUUCAGCUGGUAGUGGGGGUGCCUCCACAGCUCCCCCUGGUGCAAAUCCUGUACUGAAUCACUUGUUAUCAUGUGUACAGGAAAUCAGUGACGUUGUGCAGAGGUAGCUACUGAUAUUUAUGCUGAAAAAUGUGGGAGGCAUUUCUAACUUCUAACCCAGCUUUAUAAAAUAGCAUCCUCCCACUAUGAAAUACACUGCUGUGUGUAGGCAGUGAGUAGUAACCUCAGCGCUGGGACUGGCCAGUAAAGGGGCUUUGGCCUCCCCAGCACUAUGGUUUUAACAUGUCAGUUCUGCUGGAAAAUACUGGCAGGCAAUGCAGCCCAGCAGUAAAUAUUUUAAGAGAAAUCGAUAUCCAGUAAAUAUUUUAUGUUUCUUCUCCAUAUCUUCCUAUCCCAUCUCAGGUUUUUUUGUUUUGUUUUUAGACAUAUAUGUAUAUUAUAUAUUUUAAAUUGGAGAUUUCUUUCCUCCCUACUGUUUGGGUCCAAAUAGGAUAUUGGCUAAGUUGGAAUGUUCUUUAUUUGAUAAGCAUUUCUGUGUCUAGAUAGUGCCAGGAAUGAGUGGUGGUUAGGUCUAGUGUCAUUUAAAGUAAGAAAAACUGAAAGCAAAAAGAGAGUAUCACUGUAUGGGAAGUGUUGGAAGGAAAACUGCCUUUGGGGCAUAUAUAUUAUAGUGAGUAAGCCAACAUCACUGGUGAUGUUGCCCAUAGCCACCUGUCAGAUCUUUGCUUUUGUUUUCUAACUUGUAGGUGACAGUUUAAAUCUAAUUGCUGAUUGGUUGCUAAGAGCAAUAUCACCAGUGAAGUUGGCUUUCAUACUAUAAUAAAUAUGCUCUUUUGUGUCUAUACCUCAUUUAGCUUCUUUGCUGCUAAAGGGGCCUGGUGGCCAUAUCUUUUGCACCAUACUAAUAUGGGCCCCUUGAGGAACAGGCCUCUUUUGCAGUGGACAAUUCAUAAUACCCAUUAUGGCCUUUUUGUAGGCACAGAUCUUACAUGAAAAAGACUAAACUUUUUUUUUUCUAUAGUGCUUAUGUUGAUGGUUACUUUCCCUUUGCUAGUUCAUUCCAGCCAUUACACCCGGCAUCACUGUAGUCAAUCUGUGUUGCCCCUGUUUCAUUAUUAACAACAUUCCUGAACAAUUUUAUAAUUUAGCACAGGUCAUUGUUGAAAUCCAUGCAGUUUUAAACGGAGUUGGAAUGGACAUUUUCUCAGAAAGCAAUGCUCUCCUGUCUUUUCAGUAGCCAUGCUAUGGGAGACCUUGAGCAGCUGAAGUGUUACCCAAUAAUGUUGAGGAGCAGCUUGUAUUUUAUUGCCAUUCUUUUAUUUUAAGCAGCUUAAAUUGAAAGCCAAGCGCAAUGCUUGUGGGUAUAUUUUUCAGGAAUUUAGCCAUUUAAAAGUGCUCCAAUUUUAAGGAGCUGUAAAUUUUUUCCCCCUCUAGUUUAAUGGAAAUUAUACAUGGUUUAUCAGUACCUGAAAGGUAGAUCACCUUUCUCAGUAAAAGCAAUUGAGGUAGAAGUUUACCAUAUUAUUUUGCUUUUGCAUUAAUAUUGUCUGUUUUGAAUAGAAGCUGCUAUUGAGACCGUUUCAAAAACAUUGAUUCACUGAAUGUUUCUUUCCAUUGCAAAAACCCAGUCUUUUCCCCUUGGCACGAUGAUAGGUUUCCUGGGAGGUUUUCAGGAUAAGAGUAGGAUACUCAGGCUCUUUAAAUCAAUGUAUAAAAAGUAUUCUACAUUGGAAUGGUUAUAUUCGGCCGAUAUGUUGGUACAGUAUUAAAUUAAUUCAUAUUUUUGUUACAAUGGCCCGAAGUACUUGCACCUGGACUAUACUGGAAAAUAGGCAGAACUGGAGUUUUAAGCUGAAUAACUGGCAGCACUUGUACAUGCAAACACAUUUCCCUGCACAUCAAAACUAAAAAGGUGUGCGUGCUCUCCCGCCCAAUCAAGGGACCUCUCUAUGUUAACACUAUAGGUAGAGUUCUCCAGCACAUCUCAUCAUUUAUUUAUAUGGCAUCAGAAAGUUAAUCGUGCUUUACAUUAACUUUUAACUGACAGGGAUCUUAAAUAAUUUCACCAACAAGGGUUACAGAGUGAAAAACAGGAUCUUAUAGGUUAUACUUUCUUUAAUGGGCAGAAAUAUUAGCAUACAUGAAUAUCCAAAUGCUAACAGCCUGUAGUUAGGAGGUACCAAUCAUUCAGUCUGAACUUGUGGACUUCAGCCUAGCCCUGUAUAAUAUGAAAAAAAAAGUCUUGAGCAGUUAAGUACCACAUGGGUCAUGAUCUUCAUGUGACAUAAUAAGCACUUUUUUGGGGUCUGUUCUAGUUUCUACCUUAAAACUGUCUAUAUUCAAUAUACAGGCAGAGAGUUCCAGCAUGUGAAAUCAUUCUUCAUUUUUGACAGAUCUGCUGUUUCUCUGUAAUAAGGCAGUACCAACAUUUAUUUUUUUGUCAGAGCAAUCCUAUUAUGCUGUUAAUGUUUUAAUAUUACAGUUGCCUUAGGGCAAAGGCACACAAAGAGGUUUGUCUGCUUUCCUCUGCAGGUUCUUAGUGUAGCACCACACAGGCCAUCUUUGGGCCUGUCAAUGGAGCUACGGAGGUGUGUAUAUUGAGCAGAUCUGCUUUUCGCUGCCUCUAUAAAAAAAAAACACCUGUGGAGGAAAGCAGACAAUCCACUGUUUGCCCUUGCCCUAAGGGCUCCAUAUUUCAAAAAGACCCCUUCUUCUGUAAAACCACAGACCCAGGGUGUUCUGGAUAAUAGAUCCCAUAACUGUAUUGCUAUACAAAUGCCUUCAAUAGAACAUCAAGCAAACUGUACUCCGAUGUUCUCUUCUUCUAUAUUCCUGCUGAGCAGCAUCUGCAUGGCAUCCACUCUCACUAAAUCCAUGGCUUGCUUUAUGCUCUCGUGAAUAAGUGCUUAAUACCUGAGAAUGCACUUUUGCCUGCCGCUGUCAGUUGUACAGGGGGUGAAGGCAGUCGGUUUGGCAGGGCUUUAAUUGUUUCUUUGAAACUGCCGCUCUAAAGAGCAUUGCCCACUAUGUGACCUGUUACAUCAUAUUAAAGGGAGAAAAGGUCAUUCUUUACGAAAGUGUUUUUAUUUGUUUAACCAGUUGUAUUGAGACAAAACAAGGGAACAUUAAAUGCUGGACUUACCAUUUUUACUUUUGUUAUGGACUAAUUAGGUAAGAUAAAAAUGAGGGGAAGUUUGCAAUAGGUU